This is a messenger RNA of Pseudovirgaria hyperparasitica, 780 nucleotides long. RefSeq lists its product as uncharacterized. The record is from RefSeq and is a predicted model, not a curated record. The coding region runs from base 1 to 780 and encodes 259 amino acids. The transcript has 2 exons. Lineage: Eukaryota; Fungi; Ascomycota; Dothideomycetes; Acrospermales; Acrospermaceae.
AUGACGACGCGAAGAAGUCAGCAGGCUCAGAAUAACGAUAUAUACCCGGCGCGUUACUUCAAGGCUUCACGGACGUAUGAUGCUUGGGUACAUUUGACUUGCAGCGAUGUGCACGCUCUCCGUGCGGUGCGAGGCUUUGAGGGUCAGCAACUGCUCUUUCACCGAAACCAUCCGAUCCGAUUCGUACGAAUAACCGGGCCGAUCAACAGUAUAACCGAUCUCUCUGCCAGAUUUACUCUAUUUACGAUCGAUGAUAGCAGUGGCAGCACCCUCGAGAUUAAGGUCCCUCGAUUGCCUGCGGAAAUUGCCGACUCUCCCGAGUGCCCUUCCAAUACUGCGAUCGAUAAUUUGAACGUUCAUACAGCACUUGGGAUUUUCGACGUAGUCGUUGACGACAUCGUUCUUGAUAUUGGCACUGUUGUGAGCACGAAAGGCAUCGUUUGCGAGUUCCGGGGCAUCAGACAAUUGGACCUGAAGAGGAUCAAAGUUCUGAAGACUACGUUGGAGGAAGCGCGCUUAUGGGCUAAUAUGUCCAAAUUCAAGAACGAUGUGCUGAAUCAAUCGUGGGUCCUGACUCCCGAAGAACGAGCAAAGCUAGAUCUUCGGGCCGCAGCGGAAGAAGAGAAGGAUAGAAGGAAGCAGAAGGAGUGGGCCGUGUAUCGGAAUAAGAAAGCUGAGAGAAAGAGAUUGGCAGAGGAGAAGCGCAGAGAGAAAGCCGAAAAAUACGAACGGCGGAGGUUAAGAGAAGAAGAGAAGAUGAAUCAAGGAGCAUUGAUUUGA